Messenger RNA from Tinamus guttatus (white-throated tinamou), 813 nucleotides. NCBI's taxonomy places the organism in Eukaryota, Metazoa, Chordata, Aves, Tinamiformes, Tinamidae. The record is from RefSeq and is a predicted model, not a curated record.
AUGGGUGAAAAACUUUCACAGUUCUGGAAAGCAUCUGACCAAAAGGAGAAUGAGGGCAAGCUGAUCUUACCCAGACCAAAGGGUGCCGAGGACGAGAUCGCCGGCUAUGCUAGUAUCAACGGGGAAGACCCUGCUGUGUCCUGUGCGGGAAGUCGAAGCUGCGUCAACUGCCCGACGUGUCAGGGAACUGGGAGGAUCCCCAGGGUCUCUUAUCUGCUGCUACCUCUUUCAGAGCAAGAGAAGCAGCUGGUAGCUCUGAUUCCGUACGGUGACCAGAGGCUGAAGCCUCGACGAACGAAGCUCUAUGUGUGUCUUGCUGUGACCACCUGCCUGCUGAUGACGUCUCUCGGCGUCUUCUUCCUCUUUCCUCGCUCCAUCACCGUGCUGCCGGCAGGGCUGAAUGCCUCCUCCAUUGGCUUCAAUGCCACCACCACCAGUAUUUCCCUCAACAUGACAAAUGUGCUGAACAUAACUAAUAACAACUUCUACCCAGUCACUGUUGUGCAGCUGGACAUAGAAGUUUUACACCAGUCCCUGGUAAUAGGGAAGACCACCAUGAAAACCUUGCUGAAUAUCAGUCCUUUGCAGAGUAGCCAGGUGUAUUAUAUGGUGGCCAGUAGACUAUUGGACAGCAAUACCUAUAACAUCUGCACCUGGACAAAAAUCAAAGUGCACAAUGUCCUGCUGCACAUACAGGGCACUCUGACCUGCACGUACCUGUGCCACUCGGAGCAGCUGGCCUUUGAAAACUACCAGUACGUGGACUGCCGUGGCAAUGCCACGCUACCGCCCCUGCUGCAGCGCCCGCUGUGA